CGCGCCCCUGACACCAUAGAGGGGCGCGAGGCGGAGACAGAGCGCCGCCGCGCCCCGCUUCCGGGCGCGGGGCCCGAGGCCGCCCCGCGCCGCCACCGGCAGAGCGCGCGGGGGCCGCCAGCUCCCCCUGCCGGCGACGGCGGCGCCAUGGCGGAGCUCGGGGCCCACCUCACGGCCGCCCCGGCCGGCGACGACAGGCCCUCCAUCUUCGAGGCGGUGGCGCAGGACAGCCUGAUGGCCGCCGUGAAGCCCGCCCUGCAGCACCUGGCCAAGGUGCUUGCUGAGUCUAAUCCUGCCCGAUAUGGCUUCCUCUGGCGUUGGCUUGAUGAGAUCUACAUCCUCCUGGAUUUACUGCUCCAGCAGCAAUAUCUGGCCAGGUGCAGUGCCUCUUUUUCUGAAAACUUCUAUGGCUUAAAGCGGGUAGCAAUAGGAGACGGCAAGCAACAAGCGCUGGCCAGUGCUGGCCUGCCAAAGCAGCAGCACUGGAAGUCUCUCCUUUUGCUUGUUCUUGUUCCUUACCUGAAAGGAAAGCUAGAGAAACUGGUGUCCAGUCUAAGGGAAGAGGAUGAGUACUCCAUCCACCCUCCCUCAUCAUCCUGGAAGCGCUUUUAUAGAGCCUUUCUAGCCGCCUAUCCAUUUGUAAACAUGGCCUGGGAGGGCUGGUUUCUUAUCCAGCAACUGUGCUAUAUCCUCGGGAAAGCUCAGCAUCAUUCGCCCAUGCUGCGGCUGGCUGGUGUUCGCCUGGUGAGACUGACUGCAGAUGAUAUCCAGGCCUUGGAGAAGAAAUUUGCAGCAGCCGCCCCGAGCCAGGCACACAGCAUUAAAACACAAGUCCAGUCAGCAAUGAAGAAAGCAUUGGAUGGCAUUGCUUUCUCCCUGUCCACCGGGUUGUCUGUUGGUGUAUUCUUCCUUCAGUUCCUGGACUGGUGGUACUCCUCGGAAAACCAAGAGACCAUCAAAUCUCUGACAGCGCUCCCUACUCCUCCACCGCCAGUGCAUCUUGACCACGGGGUGGACUCAGCUCUGUUACCUAAAUUGAAGACCAUGUGCCCGCUGUGCCGCAAAAUUCGAGCCAAUGCCACGGUCCUGUCCACGUCUGGCUAUGUAUUUUGCUACCGCUGCGUGUAUAAUUAUGUGAAGACUCACCAACGAUGCCCAAUCACAGGCUAUGCCACAGAGCUACAGCACCUUGUCAAACUGUAUUCCCCUGAGAGCUGAAAGGCCUGCUCCGUGCUCUCACAGAGCUGCAUCUCUGAGACUAAGCAGCAGGGCCACUGGGUAGCGGUGAGCCUGAAUUUGCCCCUUCUGAGUCCUCAAGACCACUAUCGACCAUUACAACUUUUAAGUGAUCUCUAAAGCUCCUUUGAGCCCUGCAGCACAUUACAGAGUUUUGCUGCCUUGGUAAAAUUUGGUAAGGCUCUCCCUCUUGUUUUUUAGCCAUACAACAUCCCAUGACAAAGCUCCAGAGGGGUUAGACUGUCAUGAUCUGUCAGUCAGCAUAGAAAUGCCUCUGAAGGCAAACUCAGUGGGAGGAAACAAUGAUUUGGAUAAUAAGAAUGCAGAUGUGAAGACCAAAGAGCACUGCUGGCAAAAGGCCUGCUGGAGGGCAUGGCCAGCAAAUUGGAGAGCUACAAAAAAAAAAAAAAAACGGCCCAGGCAAGCUUUGGCAGCUUCGCAGACUCUAGUACUGCCUGGGGCAGGCUCUGGCACUAGUGCCUCCUAAAGAGGCAGAGACAGGCUUAGAUCUCUUCUCCGAUCAUGGUGUUUUUAAGAGUCUCCAUGCCUUUUCAGGCUACUCACCUCUGAAUUAAUGAGAACAUUACACCUCUAAUUCCCAUCAACAGUUCUAAAUUAAGAUUUUGGCUCUUUAAAGGAACGAGGGGUGAUGUGUACAAACACUGAUACAAAACCACAGGGGAGGAACACAAACCAGAUUAAAGUAGCAAUUGUGCCAGUUCAUGAGAUUUUUUUUUGUUAUUGUUAAAUGUGUCCUCAAAUCUGUCCUUACCUGCUUUUGUAAAGCAAAAUUCUUUCUUGAUUUAGCACCCAACUGCAUUUGUUUUUUUCCUAAUGUUUGGAAAACAAAGUUUACUCCUCUGGGGUCUUUAUUUGCACAAUGGGGACUAGACUAAAGCUGCUUUUAUUUUUGCAGAUGAUGAUCAUGGCUAUAAGAUUGGUAUUUUGCAGGCUGAGAAUUUUUAAUGUCUGUGUUUGAAUUUAGUAUUACAUUGCAGUUAUUCCAGUCCCAGUCUAAACUGAUCAUGUAGCACAUUCAUACCACAAUGAAGCAUGUCCUUUCAUUGAACAGGGGAGAAAGGAAGUGUGCAUGAUGUUAUGGGUGCUCCUUGCUGCAGACCACUGAGUGAUCAGACACAUGAUUUUUCCUCGAUGGAAGGUUAAUUUUCUUGACUCAGCUCUAGGGAGCAGCAGUUAGCUACUCCAGACAUCAUAGUGACACUGCCUAUAGAAUAUGAAGCAAAGUUUGCUGUGCAGAGUAUAUGGUCUUUCCAGAUUGAGAGAUAUGCUCUAACAUUUAAUUCAUAAACCAGUAAUCUCAUUUUACCCCCAUUUUCCCUGCUUCAUAAGACAGAAAUCGAUAAAAUCCUCCCUCAUCUGUGAGCAAGAUAACAAGUGUAUUGAAUAAGCUGGAAAAAUACAAUAACUUGUAUCCUCCCAAAGGUCCUCUUAAAAAAAAAAAACGAAAAAAAAAAAACUUUUCUAACAAAUGAGAUGGGUCCCCAAUGCUUGUCUUAUUAUUUCUAUACAACUGCCAGCCCCUUCUACCUCUGCAGCUAUGGGAUAAGAACAAAGACUGUCACAUUUUUCUUCCCUCCAGUAGUUAUGGGACCAAUAAAAAGAUACCUCUUUUCCUUUAGAAACCUGUUAAGAGUACACACAUCUUACUGGAAAAGAAAUCACAUCCAAUGCAAGAUUUUCUGAGAUUUUAAAUCACUUUUAAUAUAGCUGGCUUUGGGCCUGAUAUUAACUCAUACCACUUGCUACAUCAGUUUUGCUUCAUACACUGAGAUUAUCAUCUCUAAUGAAAGGCUAGUAUCCAAGAUGCUCCAUUGUUGCUACCUGGUCUUAAAAUAACCAGUCUGAUUAUACAGACAUGGCGCUGGCUGUCCCAUUAACUCCAGUGCAACUGCUCAUUUAAUAAGAGCUGCAGGAUUUGAGUGACUAUUCAGUUUUAGGAUAGGUUUGUUUUCCUUUGGUCCUUCCUAUACUUUGCAAAUUCUCUCUCUAUUGCUCAGUGAGAAGCUGGGCAAGCAGAUAAUGAUCGACCUCAGAGACACAGGACAGAAGAGUGACUGAUGCAGACUUACCUGCCAGCAUGGUAGAUCUUUUGGGCAGGAUUCUCAGCCUCCUCCCCUCUAAUCCAGGAUUUACUAGUAACUAGUGGCCAGCACAGCCCCGUUCCCUGCACUCAUGCUGCUCCAGGGCCAAUACACCUCAUUCUCUCAUGGUUAAUAGCUGUUUCCCUCCCCAGAGUGGCCACUGGAUGUCAUCCUGUUGGGCUCUGGCUGCCUUCCAUUCCGCCUCCCUCCUCCACCAUACUGUACAAUGCUGAAUUCCUGCCAAACUGAGAUUUGGCCAACUCCACGGCAGCUCUGGGACCUGCUCUGAACCACCCACAUCUAAGCUUCACAGUUUAGGACAGCUGUAAUUAUUCUUUUGAAUGUUAAAUUGCUCUUUAAAGCCUAUCUGACUAACAGGCAUUAAGUCCACAAUGGUGACAGACUUGGCAGUUACCUGGCAGAUUUUAUUAGUGUUCCUGCAGGUGGCUGCAAGCAGCAUGGAUUUGACUGAUUCUGCUAACUGGCCUGUCCUGAGUAGCCAAAUACCUAUCUGUCACAUUAAGUUAGCUGCUCUAAACAAUGCUACGAAAUGAAACCAAUUCGUAUUACACAAACAUCCCCUUUAUCUACUUUGUACAGUGUAAUAGUACUGUUAAAGCCACGAUGGUAUCAAGACAUACAAGCAAAGACUUGUUAAGGAAAGAAAUACUCUUUAUUAUACCAGUCUUCAGAUUUACAUACCAAUUGUGAGUGCUAUACACUCAUGUAUCAUAUAUAUGCUCAGGAAGCUUUGUUCUGUUGCUUAAUAGAAUUACUUCAACAUUAACAGUGGCACUGGAGUUACCUAAUACAUCACUGUCAUAACUUGACUUUUCAAGUGUUUUAAAAGAUGUUUAAUGAAGCUAACCCACAUUCACAACUCAGUCACUGUUCAAAAAAUGGGUGCAUUAACAACUGAGUUGCUUUCCCUACUUCCUUAACAGAAACUGCAUGCCUCUCUUGCUAAGAGAGAACCACCGUAUCUAUUCUCCUAGAUUUGAUAAAAACAAAACCCCCCACGUAACAUACACAUCCCCCCAUAGAAGCUUCCCUCUCCACGCAAGUGAGAAAUGAAUGUAAAGCUGUUACUGAGACCUAGAAGAAAAUGAAAACAGGAUUAGAGAACACCCCCAUAUCUUCUCUUGCACCUGCUUAUGAGCACAGCCUUUUUGGCCAGUAAAAGGGCUGCACCUUACCCUUACACAGGCCCAUGUGCUUCUGUUUGUCCAACCCCUCACUAAUUGCAAACUAUCGAGUCAAACAUCCAGGUGAUACUGAUGGCUUGGUACUGAUAGUUGGUUUACUAACAUGUAGUAUAUACCAUCUCCUGUGAAGAGCUGUGGGGAAUGCUUGCUUACUGCAUUUUUGUCAAUACCUGAAUUUCAAUGUCCUCUGCCCUAUCAGAAGGGAAGCAGCCAUGCUACCCCGCUGCCAGGCCCUCCCAUCUCUUAUCUGACAUGCAGCCUGACAGAGAGCAGAGCACCAGAGCUAGACCCAACGGCACAGCUCACUUCUAAAAAUACUCCUGUCUCAGUGCUCGCCAUCACUAGAUGAUAAUACAGCUGAACCAAAUGGUAAUGAGGUCUCUACAGGAUAACCUGCAUUUUGCAGAGUCUGCAUUGCAUUUACAAAUGGAAAAUACAAUGGCACAACAUCUGGAGUUUGGUAAAACACAUCCCACACGUGGGAGAGAAACCAAGAACCCCCCGUCACAGCAAGCUCAGUACUAAAACCAGUGUUGCAGCAAGAUACAGAAGUCCAAACAAGUAUUUGCACAACUCACUUUUCAAAUCAAGGCUGAACUUUUUUCUGCUGCUAAAAAAAUCUGCUAAAAAGGUCAUAAUAUUUUUCACUACUUUUAAGAGCUGCAUCAAACACUUUCAAGAAACAGCAAAGUUUCUUUUCAUCCAAGCCCUAGAUGAACUUAACCUAAAUAAGCUCAGAGAGAAGAUUACAUGAUCAUGCCCUGGUCAGAGCAAAGACACAGAGUCUCAGCAAUACCAGUUCAGAUAAUACUUCACUCAUCAUUGCUUUGGGCAAAUCUCAUUUCUAUUCUCAACUCUGUUCUCAACACUGUUCUCAAGUCAGGAACCAGAAAAGUAUUCUCAGGGGAGAAAAAAAAAUAAAACAACAAACAUAACUGGUUCUGGGUUGAUUCUUUUCAGGAUCAAAUGGUUUUCUACAGGACAGACUUCUCUGAAAUAAAUUAAAAACUGACCCUUGCUAGAUAAGACAGGAGUAGCAAUUACGAGAUGUAAAAACAGAACCCCUAAUUGCUAUUUCUACCUUACUGUACUCUUCUCUGCACAGCAGCACUGAGGAGGUGGUACUUUGCAUGAUCAAUAAAGAUGGAUUCUCCACCUAGA
Molecule: messenger RNA, 5704 nt
Organism: Dromaius novaehollandiae (emu)
Lineage: Eukaryota; Metazoa; Chordata; Aves; Casuariiformes; Dromaiidae
Gene: PEX12
Product: peroxisomal biogenesis factor 12
Exons: 3
Coding region: 148-1218 (356 amino acids)
Biological process (GO): protein import into peroxisome matrix; protein monoubiquitination
Cellular component (GO): peroxisomal membrane; peroxisomal importomer complex
Molecular function (GO): protein binding; ubiquitin-protein transferase activity; zinc ion binding
Source: RefSeq, a predicted model, not a curated record